UCGUUUUCUACGUGUUGAGGAACCGAAAAAGCCCUUCAUUCUCUGUCUGUGUCUUCCUCUGCUUCUAGUUCCCAGAUACAGUAGCUGUGGAGAAGAGAAUGGCGUCAUCAUCAUCAACAGCAGCAGCAACAGCAACAGAAACAACUACAGAGAGAAGAGGAAUACCAGGAGCUCAGUUUGUAGAAGAUGUUGAAACCUAUCUUAAUCAAUCUGGUCUUGAUGUCAACUCUGCCCUGUCUUUUCUGCAAGAAAGAUUACAGCAAUAUAAGUUGGUGGAGAUGAAACUUCUUGCCCAACAAAGGGAUCUUCAGGCAAAGAUCCCUGAUAUAGAGAAGUGCUUAGAUGUGGUUGCCACUUUACAGGCUAAGAAGGGUACUGGUGAGCCUCUUAUUGCUGAUUUUGAAGUUUCCGAAGGCAUAUAUUCUCAGGCUCGCAUUGAGGAUGCCGAGUCGGUUUGUUUAUGGCUAGGAGCAAAUGUCAUGUUGGAGUAUUCAUGUGAAGAGGCCAAUGAUCUUCUACAAAAGAAUUUGGACAACGCUAAAGCUAGUCUAGAAGUUCUAGUUGCCGAUCUAUUAUUCUUAAGGGAUCAAGUCACAAUAACACAGGUUACUAUUGCCCGUGUGUAUAAUUGGGAUGUUCACCAGAAGCGCAGAAUGCGAGAAGCUGUUACUGCUGAGAAAGACUCAUGAAAUAGUUGUUCCACUGCAAUUGAGUUUCAGAGGCAGCAAUGGAAGCUUAUCUUCUAGGGUGUAUUGUCUUGCUCCCUCGUUUCUUAAUCUGGUGAAGGUAUUGUCUCUGCAUACCUGUUGAUGUUUUCUGCAUAUCUGCACUUUUGUGGUCUGGUUCACUGCACUCAUGCAAAAGCUUGAUAUAUUAUCUGGAUCAUUUUUGAUGCAUGAUAGAAUUUCUUAGCUUGAGCUGUAACAUCUGUAUUAACUGAAAGUCCUUUAGGUUGAUUGGGUGUUUACUGUUUUGUAAGCUUUUGUUUUUCAAAAAGAUGUCCGGUUAAGUUUCAAA
Molecule: messenger RNA, 1017 nt
Organism: Populus nigra (black poplar)
Lineage: Eukaryota; Viridiplantae; Streptophyta; Magnoliopsida; Malpighiales; Salicaceae
Product: prefoldin subunit 3-like
Exons: 6
Coding region: 99-689 (196 amino acids)
Biological process (GO): tubulin complex assembly; protein folding; microtubule-based process
Cellular component (GO): prefoldin complex; cytoplasm
Molecular function (GO): tubulin binding
Source: RefSeq, a predicted model, not a curated record